Messenger RNA from Seminavis robusta, 402 nucleotides. The record is from the annotation of a GenBank genome assembly. Lineage: Eukaryota; Bacillariophyta; Bacillariophyceae; Naviculales; Naviculaceae.
AUGAGACUUCACACGGUCACCCACACGGAGAUCCUCCAACACUACCCUACUAAUAUGCCCUCUACAACGGCCAACAACAGCAAUGCUACUGCUACCACCACCGGCAGCUCACAAGCGAGAACCCCGCAAACCAUCGUUGUUGGGAGUCGAGUCAGUGACAGACCCACCAGAGUGCAUCCACAACCGCCAACAACACAACAACAGCAGCAACAAGACGAUGCCAUGACUAGCAAGGCCACACGACGCAUGCGCAUUGACCAAUCUGAAGCAACUACUGACAGAUCCACGUAUCGUCAAGAGAAAACGGUCCAUCCGUUCUCUCUUGGAGAUGUCUUUCGCACCAGCAUUGAAAUGCUCUCCCAAAUCAUACUGGCUGCCCAGCUCGUAUUUCUCUGUAUUUGA